AUGAAUAUUAUGUUCUCACAAGUGGUACCGGCCCGUUAUGAUGCAUAUCAGAAUGCCAAGGAAGCGGAUAAGAAAAGGUUUUUGUGGGAUUCAGAUGUGAUAUCAAUGAUUACGGGAAUUGACAAUCAAUUUCUAGCAUCAUGGAAGGGAGUAUACACUGUAUAUUGGUGCCAGAACUACCUUCAAGCGCAUUGGUUUGCAGUUGAAGCCUCCAUUUCUACUUGGACUCUGAAUGUUUAUGAUUCGGACGUGACCGUGAUAAGUGAUAAAAAACUGCAAUCGUUUAUGAAGUCAUGGUCUACUUUGUUCCCAUCGUUGUUAUUGCAGUCACAACUUUUCAAGGACGACCCUCGGUUGACGAUUCCACCUGGAGCUAAAAGAUGCAAAGAGUUCAAUGUGCACCGCAUGCCAGUUGAUUCAGUACCCCAAACCAAAGUCAGUGGAGAUUGUGGUGUGUACGCCAUCAAGCACAUCGAACACUUAUUGGGUAGGCUACCACUUGACACGAUUUGCGAUGACAACAUGGAGUUGUUCAGAAACAAAUGGACAGUUGACUUAUGGUAUCAGAAUUUUAGACGUUGA
Messenger RNA from Humulus lupulus (European hop), 582 nucleotides. RefSeq lists its product as uncharacterized. Lineage: Eukaryota; Viridiplantae; Streptophyta; Magnoliopsida; Rosales; Cannabaceae. The transcript is spliced from 2 exons. Bases 1 to 582 code for a protein of 193 amino acids. Gene Ontology annotation, biological process: proteolysis. Gene Ontology annotation, molecular function: cysteine-type peptidase activity. The record is from RefSeq and is a predicted model, not a curated record.